AUGACCAGCAACUUUAAGAAGGAUGUGUUGAUCGAUGUUAUUGGCGUGAUCGGUGCUAUAGGAUAUCAACAAACUGGAAGUGGUGGAAAAAAAUUGCAACUCAAUUUUGUACUAAGGGAUGCAGCCAACAACACAAUGAACUGCACCAUCUGGGAAGACUAUGCCAAACAGUUUUUCAAGUUUAACGAGGAAAAUGCUACGACAUCUGGACCAACUGUGGUUUUGCUUAACUAUGCAGAAGUUAAAGAACAGGUUUCUCAAAGGAAGCUUUGCGUACCGUUUCAAGCCAGCUCAAAUCCCCCUCUCAAUAAUACUCGCGCAGCUCAGCUUCUGAGAAUGUUAGACAGAGACACUUUCUGUGCUACGGUUGCAAAGACAAGAAAAAUUAUCGCUUCUUCCUAUGGAUGGUACUACCGGUGCUGCCAUGCAUGCACCAAAUCUGCACGCGGUGAUAAACCUCCAUACGAAUGUGAUAAUCGCCAUUUGACUGAAACGGAAAUCUAUAGGGAAUGCACUCAAAUCUUAGGUAUUUCAGCUGCUCAAAUGUGGGACACAAUGAUACAGGCUGGUAUCACAGAUCCUUUGGAUUUUUCCUUAAAGCUUGAUGCCAUGUUGGACUUGGAUCUGGCUUUAAGAGUUAGAUGGCAGCCUAGUUGGGACAGCUGCUCUGUUAUUAUGUUUGUAGAUGACAAACCGUUUGUUAAACAAUUCAGCGCUCCUUGGGAGCCUACACAGAUAAAAGAGAGGGUUGAUGAAGCUAACACUGCUGUUGCCGAUGAUUGUGACAUUCUUACAGAUCUAGAUAUAACAUCCAAACAUAACCCCGAUCCGCAAACACCCACUGCAAAAAGGCAAAACCAUGAUGGCUCAAGCGAAUCGACGACCGUGUGUGAUGGGGAACUUUCUUCGACAAAACUUAAAAAGAUCAUCAAGUUGGAGAAGAACAAAUAG
This is a messenger RNA of Vicia villosa (hairy vetch), 951 nucleotides long. RefSeq lists its product as uncharacterized. The coding region runs from base 1 to 951 and encodes 316 amino acids. The record is from RefSeq and is a predicted model, not a curated record. The transcript is spliced from 9 exons. Lineage: Eukaryota; Viridiplantae; Streptophyta; Magnoliopsida; Fabales; Fabaceae.